AUGGCAACAUCAAGGAGGGACCCUCAGCAGAAUGCUAGAGUCAACCGGGGCAUUCAGAAUAUGUCCCCAGGGCUCAAACCCAGUGAGUCUGACCAAGGGCUACGGCGUGCAAGAUCCGUCCCAACCUCUCCUGAUCGCAGAUUAUCCCCAUCCCCCGCCUCAAUCUCAUCCAACACCUGUCGACCCGCAUCAUCAUUCAACGCUCGCACGACCUCAUCCCGGUCCACAUCUAGCUCAGCCUCUUCAAGUCACGGAAAGACACUGCACUCCGCUUCGUCCAUGGCUGGUGCAAGGCAAACAAACACAAUGAGAAGAAAAGCAGAAAAGCCUGGUGCCACAUCUGUCUGGCCUCCAGCCCUUGCAGCUCCAAACACCUCAUCUAAGGAUAUGACCAGGGCAGCAAAAUCACCAUCCACCAUGCAGAAGAGUAAUAAUCUCUCUACAAGGCCUGGUAUUGAGAAGGCAGCAGCAUCUUCUGUAAAGCCGAAAUCUCAGAAAACAACCGCAGGACCUCUUGGAGCUGGAAAAACUCAAGCUGCAUCUUCCACUCGUGCUCCUGGCGCUAUAACAAAGAAAAGAAUGGGAGCCGAGAAAUAUGUCUCUAUCCAGAGGACAACAAGUGUGCCGGCGAGACAAAAAGAGACACCAAAAAUCGAGGAACAAGAUGCUGAGCUGUUGAUGGAAUUUGAUGAGACAGAGAGCAUAAGCACCUCUUCCAUAGAGGAGCACUUGCAUGAACGGCUCCCUGACCCUGUUGAUCUGAAAUCUGUGGAUCUCAAUAGCAAGACAUCCUCUAGUCUGGAGGAAUACAAGAAUCAAGAGAACACAGGGGACAUUUUGGAGGAGAAACAUGAUGGAAAGGACAAUGAAGACCUGAGCACAGGUGACAGGGCUUAUAUUGGAAACAGUGAUAUAAACAUCCCGAAAGAAGCAGUUGAUGAAUCUGAAUCGGAGGAAGCUGUUGAUGAAACUGGGUUGAAGCAAGAUGUCUGUGCAACUGAGCUAAAUGAAACUGUUGAUCAGACCAAACUAAACGAAGCUGCCAGUGAAACUGAAUCAAAGGAAGCUAAUGAUGAAGCCAAGCUAAAGCAAGUUGAUUGUGAAACUGCAUUAAAAGAAGCUGCUAAUGGAACUGAGUUAAGGGAUGCUGUUAUUGAACAUGAACUAAUUGCACAAGAAAAGGCCAAAACUAAGGAGAAGAUAAUGCAGCCAACGAAGACCGUGGAAUUGGCACAGAAGUGGAGGAAGGAUGAAGGGAGGAGCAAUGAAGCUACAGAGGAGGGCAGGAGCAAGCCUAUCCAGGAAAGGAAGAACAAGGUAAUGGCCUUGGUGGGGAGAUUUGAGACUGCCAUGUCUGGCUGA
Messenger RNA from Miscanthus lutarioriparius, 1362 nucleotides. NCBI's taxonomy places the organism in Eukaryota, Viridiplantae, Streptophyta, Magnoliopsida, Poales, Poaceae. The record is from the annotation of a GenBank genome assembly.